ACCACUUUGCGCUUUUUGCCCUACGUCACUUCCUACCUCCUCUCUCGCUUCCAUCUUGCUCCCCGCAUGUGUCUGCAGUUAGUUUACAGAUGAAAGAAUCAAUUAUGAAUCAAGAAAAACUAGCUAAACUACAGGCACAAGUCCGCAUCGGCGGCAAGGGCAGUGCUCGCAGAAAGAAGAAGGUUGUACACAGAACGGCCACCGCAGAUGACAAGAAGCUUCAGUUCUCCUUGAAGAAACUUGGUGUCAACAACAUUUCUGGGAUUGAGGAGGUUAACAUGUUUACAAAUCAAGGAACAGUCAUCCACUUCAACAAUCCCAAAGUGCAGGCCUCCCUGGCAGCCAACACCUUCACCAUCACGGGCCACGCUGAGACCAAGCAGCUGACGGAGAUGCUGCCGGGCAUCCUGAACCAGCUGGGAGCCGACAGCCUGACGAGCCUUCGGAGACUCGCCGAGGCUCUGCCCAAACAGGCUUCAGCUGCAGGACUCAUCCUCUGAAACAGAAACACCCUG
Molecule: messenger RNA, 515 nt
Organism: Notothenia coriiceps (black rockcod)
Lineage: Eukaryota; Metazoa; Chordata; Actinopteri; Perciformes; Nototheniidae
Product: transcription factor BTF3
Exons: 5
Coding region: 90-500 (136 amino acids)
Source: RefSeq, a predicted model, not a curated record